CUAUCCUUCGUAUAGUUGACACGUCGAGCGGAAAGAGUGCGUAAAGAGAGGACGGGAUCAGGGAGAUAAAGAUAGAGAAGGGACGGCCGCGCGAUCCUCGCGCUCGCUUGUCAAUCGGCAUUCGCGUUAUUGACGCGCGCGCGGAUAAUUAUCCCCUUUGCGGUGUCCCCGUUCGUGGAGAACUUCCGGUCCACGAUACCGAAGUAUAGUUUUCGCGAAAGGCCGGUUAGUGCCGCGUUAACUGACUUUCGCUUCGUACACGGUGACGUUGCCGUUGAUGAUUCACCGGUGAUCGAUCCGUAGAUCAUCCGAGAAUCGUUCGCGUGGUGAACGCGAGUGAAAUUUGGUGAAAUUAUCUCUCGUGUGCCUAUCGGAGGACGCCGGAGGAGACGAUGCUGACGUUCCUGCUCGCCGCGGCACUCGUUGUCGCAAAAAUCCACGCCACUCAUGUGUCGAUGGACGCCAAGAUACGCGACGACUCCAACUUGUCUCAGUUUUACCAGCUCCUGGAAGGCAAUCAAGUGGCCAACACCACCCUCUCGUAUCGCCACGUGACUGUAUUUGCGCCCACUAAUCGAGCGUUCCAAAAGUACAGCGGGAAUACGAAGAAUCUGGUUUUGUAUCAUAUAUCGAACCGGCCUUUGAAAAUUGAGGUUCUACCGCCUUCGAUAUCCUCCGAGCUGGAGGGCAACCCACCCCUAUGGAUCACCAAGACCAAGGACGGCACAGAAGUGUACAUUAACAAUGCAAAGAUUCUCAUGGAGUACAGCAACUUUGUAUCGAAGCUGAGGUCCCAAAACGGCGACGUUAUGAUUCAGGUUCUGCAUAUUAUAAAUGAAGUACUGGAACCAGUCUAUUCUACUUCGGUUGAGUCACCGAUCUACAAUCCGGAUGCACUGAUGUUUCUGAAUCAGAGCGAGCACCUCAAUUUAGGCGACCAUCGCGUACGUACCUUCCGACAGCGGAUCAUCAUCGAGAAGAAAGAGAGUAUCUACAAGAUCGAGGGUCGUUAUACCUUUUUCAUCCCCGUUGACGAGGGUUUCAAGCCGGUACCGAGGCCGCAGAAGAUUGACUCUCAAGUGAUCGACGGGCAUGUUAUACCCGGCGAGGUCCUCUUCACUGCACCUACGCCAGAAGAGAUUCAAUACCCGACCCUCGCGUUCUCUGAUAAUCUGAAAGUCACCGUCAGCUUUUCAAAGAAGCGCAACAAAGUCUACGUGAAAUCGAACACAAUAACGGGCGACACGAAUCAUCCCACCGGCGCGGUGUUGGCGGAAAUAGUGAAGGCGAACAUCCCGGUGAGAAACGGCGUCGUACAUCUCAUACAACGACCGCUCAUGGUCAUCGACAGCACCAUAAAGGACUUUCUAGAGUCCUUCAAGGGCAUCGAGAAGGAGGACGGGCCGGUGUUCAAGUUUUACGAGCUCAUCCGCGAUUACGGGGAGAACAUCAUGAACAUCAUGAGCAUGAACGCGAAUCGGCCGCAAUACGGCAGCGUGGAUCACGGCGUCACCCUCUUCGCGCCCAACAACGAGGCGCUCGAGCAGAUGAGCGUGAAGCAGAUUCUGCAGGACAAAAGGCGCAUCAAGGAGAUCCUCGAGCUGCACUUCGUCAGGGAGAAGCUGUCCCUCGACAUGAUCAAGAACAGGAGCAUCAGCCUGAAAUCAUCUGCAAGCGGGAAGCAACAGCUCGGGGUACAGACCGUGGCCCAGAAGAAGAAGCUCUACUUCAACGUGGCGCAGGGGCCGAACGGCGAGCAGAUCGUCACCGUGGAGGGCGGCGGCGUGAACGCCACCAUCGUCACCGACAACAUCGCCGCCACCAACGGAUACGUUCACAUAAUCAACAGGGUUCUCGGGGUGCCGUACACCACCGUGCUCGACAAACUCAGAUCCGACCCGAUGCUUAACUCGACCUACUUCCUGGGCCAGCGACGCGGGUUCAACGAUCAGCUGAACGACACGACGAAGCGGUUCACAUACUUCGCCCCGCGCGACUUCGCCUGGAAGAACGCGGGGAUUAGCUUUCCAUCAACCACUAAGAAGCUCUUUAUGCCUGAAUACAGUUACCACACGAAACAGAUCUUGGAGCGACACCUCGUGAUAGCGGAGCAGGCGUACACAAUGGCGAAGCUGAAAGAGAUGAGCAACGAUACCCUUUACCUUCCGGCGGCCAGAGAUAACUUGAAGCUGCGCGUGAGGGAGCAGGGCGAAAAUGAGAAGUACGACGAAAACGCAAUCCGCAAUCCAGAAACAUUCGACUACCAGGUGCAGUGGGACGGCAAGUGGGUCCAGAUCUUCCGUCCGGACGUCGAGUGCACCAACGGCAUCAUCCACGUGAUCGACACCGUGUUUCUCAAGGACAGCGACGUGCGGGUGACGGGCGGCGCGUCGCUAGCCACCCUCGCGCCCCACCUAAUCAUGAUACUGAUAGCCAAGUGGCAGCUGUAAAAACCUCGCCGCCUCGCGCAUCGUCUCGCGUUCGCACAGGUGCGUCUGUAGGAAAUGUCCUCGGGGCCGUCUCGCGAUUGUCCUCGCGCGAGAAACAGCAGCGGCAACAACAAUGGCGACGACGACGACGACGACGACGACGACGACGACGACGACGAAGACGACGAAGACGACGAAGCGACGAAGACG
Messenger RNA from Linepithema humile (Argentine ant), 2639 nucleotides. Lineage: Eukaryota; Metazoa; Arthropoda; Insecta; Hymenoptera; Formicidae. The record is from RefSeq and is a predicted model, not a curated record.